UUUGGAAACUGGACAUUUGGCACUUUGGUCUUCACCGUCAUGGUUAUAACUGUUACGAUGAAGAUGGCACUAGAAACUCAUUUCUGGACAUGGAUAAACCAUUUUGUUACUUGGGGAUCCAUUGUGUUUUAUUUCAUAUUCUCCUUGUUUUAUGGGGGGAUUAUCUGGCCAUUUUUACAUACCCAGGACAUGUACUUUGUGUUUGUUCAACUGUUGUCAAGUGGUUCUGCUUGGUUUGCCAUAGUCAUCAUAGUAGUUGCUUGUUUGUUUCUUGAUGUCGUGAAGAAAGUUCUGUACAGACAUCUACAACCAACAAGUACUGAAAAAGCUCAGCUUACUGAGACAGGUUCAGGUAUCAACUGCUUGGACUCCAUGUGCUGCUUCUCAGAUGGGGAAACAGCAUGCACACCUCUUAGAAGAAUGCUGGAACGACUAAUGGGAAGAUGUAGUCCUACCCGGGUCAACAGAUCAUGGAGUUCAUCGGAUCCCUUCUAUGCCAACGACAGAAGCUUCUUGACUCUCUCCACAAUGGACUCACCCACUUGUUAGCAGGGACAUUGCUAGAUGCCUUGU
Tinamus guttatus (white-throated tinamou) is the source of this 573-nucleotide messenger RNA. NCBI's taxonomy places the organism in Eukaryota, Metazoa, Chordata, Aves, Tinamiformes, Tinamidae. The record is from RefSeq and is a predicted model, not a curated record.